This is a messenger RNA of Sardina pilchardus (European sardine), 5483 nucleotides long. Its product is annotated as collagen alpha-1(XXVII) chain A-like. NCBI's taxonomy places the organism in Eukaryota, Metazoa, Chordata, Actinopteri, Clupeiformes, Clupeidae. The transcript has 61 exons. Bases 240 to 5321 code for a protein of 1693 amino acids. Gene Ontology annotation, biological process: extracellular matrix organization. The record is from RefSeq and is a predicted model, not a curated record. Gene Ontology annotation, molecular function: extracellular matrix structural constituent conferring tensile strength.
GACGCACAGCAGGAACGGCGCACGCCGUCCACAGUCGCUCCACAUACGGAUAUACGCGCGCGGCUUACGGGGCUGGACGGGAGCUCGAGCCCCGGAAGGAUCACUUGUACGGGCUUAUCCGAUGCAUGAGACGGCGGCUGGGGCACGCGGUCUGUCGGUCGGUGUCGGGAUCACGCUGUGAUUAACGGAUUUUUUUUUUUGAACCCUAACCCUAACCCUGCCGGGACAGAUGAAUACAAAUGAAUUUAGCGACCCGAAGGAGAGAUUGCAGAACCUCUCGACUCGACCCAAAGAGAGCAUUACUCCUCUGUACUCUUCUCUACUGUAGUUGUCACCUGGGACUUGCUCAAGUACUCUCUGAAGAUGUGGACGUGCUACAGAGACUGGGCUUGCGUGGAGGUCAGGGGUCACGUUCCGUUCCUCCAGGGGUCAUCUCCGUGCCGACGGGGGUCAUCCUUACAUCACGGGCUCGCCUGGCAGCACCCUUCCUCUCCCUCCUCCCCUCCUCCAGCAAACACACACCAGCCCCGACACACAUGGACUUGGCAGUGCUCGUGAGCCUGCGCCUGCACCGACGAAACUCCGCCUUCCUCUUCUCCAUCCUCUCCGGCUCCCGCUUGCAGCUGGGCGUGGAGCUCUCGCCCGGCCAGCUGACCGUCCAGGCUGGUGCGCGCUCGCAGCCUCAGCCCGGCGGCGCAUCGUCGCCGUCGCCCAACGCGGUCAGCUUCCCGGUGGACCUUCACGACGGGCGCUCGCACUCCCUGGCGCUGUCCGUGAGCGGCCGGCGAGUGUCGCUGCAGGCCGGCUGCGGCCAGAGGACUCAGACGCUGCUGUUCCCGGCCGAGCCUGCGCCCCUGGACCCGCGCAGCAGCUUCCAGCUCGGCCGUGGCGGCGCCAGGCUCUCGGGAGUGGCCUUGGAAGGGGAGCUGUGUCAGCUGGACCUGGUGAACUGGGAACGGGUGACCGAUGGAUUCUGCAGCGUCAUGCGGCCAGAGUGCAAAGAGGACCCCGGCCAAUCAAACCACACACACUCCCUGCUCCGUCAGCCCCCGCUGGAGCGUGAGCCGUUGCCAUGGAAAGCCCCACAAGUCACCGGAACCCUCGGCGCCACUUUGGUGUCACCAUCGCCCCGUGGACCCACGCAACGCACUCACACCGUAGCUCAGACACGGACUCAAACGCCACGGACGCCAAGACCGACUGACAGGAAGGCCUCCCCCAAGCCCACGCUGAGAGCGAAACCCAGUCCUGCUAAGCCAACCGCCCCGAAAUCAACGCCCCCCAAGCCCUCCCGGAAACCCCUUCCCACUAAACCAGCUGCCACCAAGACCACCGUCAAAAAGCCAACUCCUCCAAAGCCCACCUUAAAGCGACCCACAGCCGCAAAGCCCACUGCCAAAAAGCCCACCACUCAAGCCCUUCCUGCCCUUAAGCCAACCCCUAAGAAAGCUCCAGUGAGGAAGCCCACUGCCUCCACCCCCCCUCCCAAACCCACCAAGGAGGCAGUGCCCACCCCACGAACCCCUUCCAGGAAGAGCCAACGCAUGGCUGUGACCCCGUCUACACCCAGAGUCACCUUGGAAUCCACCCCCACCUUGGCCAUGGACCAGUUUGUCACCUACGACCCUGACCUCUCAGAGGUUCUCCUGCUGCCUGGACCCCCAGGGCUGAAGGGAGAGGCUGGAUUUCCGGGGUCUCCGGGACCACCGGGUAAGCCAGGCCCUCCAGGGAAGCAAGGACCAAGGGGGCCUCCUGGACCUCACGGCAAACCGGGACGACCAGGUCCCCCAGGGCUGAAGGGUCAGAAAGGAGACCCAGGACUUUCUCCAGGAAAAGCACCUAAUGGAGACAAAGGAGACACAGGCAUUAUGGGGCCAGUGGGGCUGCCUGGUCAGUUCGGGCGUAAGGGGCAGAAAGGGCAUCCAGGUCCAGUGGGCCUUCCAGGAGAACAAGGUUUACAGGGUCCUGAUGGAUUGCCUGGGGCCAAAGGUUAUCCUGGCAGGCAGGGUUUGCCUGGGCCUAUAGGACCUCCUGGACCAAAAGGCGCACGGGGUUUUAUUGGGAUCCCAGGGCUAUUUGGUUUACCUGGAGCCGACGGAGAGCGAGGCAUUCCUGGACCACCGGGGAAGAGAGGGACGAUGGGUAGGCCGGGGUUUCCUGGUGAUUUCGGUGAGAGAGGACCACCAGGAACUGACGGGGAGCCAGGCACUCUGGGAGCUCCAGGGCCUCCUGGUGUUCGUGGAUUGGUUGGUGAUAUGGGAACUGCAGGCCCUAUGGGGUUGACGGGACCCAUUGGCUUGAAGGGGGUGUCGGGAAACGUUGGCCCUAUCGGACUGAAAGGUGAUAAGGGGGAUGUUGGCUUUCCUGGCAAGCAAGGAGAGAUUGGGUUCCCCGGAGACAAGGGUAUUCAAGGUGUGCCAGGGUUGCCCGGUCCACGGGGGAAACCAGGCCUUCAGGGUAGACCAGGCGAUAGAGGUCCUGAUGGGUCACCUGGUCCACAAGGGCCAGAGGGUUUUCCUGGAGACAUCGGACCUCCCGGACACAACGGCCUUGAGGGUCCAAAGGGAAAGCUCGGUGCGAGGGGAUUACCUGGGCCGAAAGGAGGCGCUGGACUGUUGGGCGAUGAGGGACCAAUAGGCCCACCCGGACCACCAGGACAUGAGGGGCUUAUGGGCAGAAAGGGUUUCUCUGGGAAAACUGGGCCUGAAGGAGACAAGGGUGAAAUAGGAAUCACAGGAAAGGUUGGACCCAUGGGUGAAAAGGGCCUGAUCGGGUUCAUUGGACCGGUUGGUGAGACGGGCCUGGCGGGAGAGAAGGGGGAUCGUGGUGAGAUGGGGGUGCCAGGACCACCAGGAGAGAAAGGAUCAACAGGUCACCCAGGACCUCCGGGGGAGGCGGGGCUUAAGGGACCCCAAGGAAUGCCAGGUACCACCGGCUCUCGAGGACCAGUUGGCAACAGAGGACCGAAAGGCAGACGGGGACCCAGGGGGCCUGACGGGCUGGUUGGGGAGCGUGGUGGUGAGGGAAAGAAGGGCCUUGAUGGACCACCAGGGAAGAUUGGUUUCCCGGGCCAUGAUGGGAAGCUUGGGGAGCCUGGAGAAAGGGGGCUUAAGGGUUUUCCGGGUACACCAGGCCCCUCCGGCCCACCAGGAGAUAAGGGGAUUGCAGGAGAACCGGGGCCUUCAGGUGUACCGGGAACCGUUGGGCCUCUUGGGGAUAUGGGGCUGAAGGGUCCUCCUGGCAAAGUUGGGGAUUCAGGACUUUCAGGCGAACCAGGAGAGAAGGGGUCUCUUGGACCACCAGGAAAUGCUGGAGAGGCCGGCCUGCUUGGCCCCAGGGGAGAGCCAGGACUAGAGGGAGAAGCUGGACUUGCUGGGCCUGAUGGACUCAAGGGGGAGAAGGGCGAUAUGGGACCAGAGGGGCCACAGGGGGAGAGAGGCGAGCCUGGACUCAAGGGGAAGGAAGGGCCACCCGGAGACCCUGGACUUACAGGCGUUAGAGGCCCUGAAGGCAAACCUGGGAAGAUGGGUGAUCGUGGCAAACCAGGCCCCAAGGGCACUAAAGGGCACCAAGGCCAUCUGGGUGAGACGGGACCAAUGGGGAAGAUCGGAGCGAACGGCGCCGUGGGCCCAAAAGGAUCAAGAGGAACCAUCGGACAUGUGGGUGCACCGGGGCGAAUGGGCCAGCAGGGGGAGCCAGGCAUACCAGGCUAUGAGGGUCAUCAAGGUCCAAUUGGCCCACUUGGACCUCCAGGACCCAAAGGUGAAAAGGGGGAGCAGGGGGAUGAUGGGAAGGUGGAGGGGCCUCCUGGUCCGCCCGGACUCAGAGGCCGUAUUGGAGACAGAGGUGAUAGAGGGGAGUCUGGUGAUCCCGGAUACAAAGGUCAACUAGGUGUAGAUGGAGAAAGAGGCAGAGCUGGUGCUCCUGGAUUACCUGGCCACCCUGGACCUCGUGGACUACAAGGGCCCAAAGGAUCUAAAGGAGAUUUGGGUCAAAAAGGCAAGCAAGGUCCAACAGCAGACAGAGGAAGCCGAGGAUCACCGGGUGUGGUGGGUUUGCCAGGGCCUCGCGGUGUGGUGGGCCGUGAGGGGCUUGAGGGCCCUCCAGGUGAAGACGGACACCCAGGAAAGGACGGGACCAAAGGCAUACCGGGGGAGCAAGGCGAUGAUGGGGCGUUUGGUCCUCCUGGCAAAGCUGGUGGCCGUGGCAAAGGGGGCGUGGUGGGCUUACCUGGAGACCAGGGUGCUUUCGGACCAAAGGGUGAGCGUGGUCUAGCAGGGCAUGCCGGCCCAGCGGGGAAGAGAGGCCAUAAGGGAGGGAUGGGUCUGCCCGGAACACAGGGCAGCAGAGGAGUCAAGGGUCAGCCUGGUGAUGUUGGAGAACCCGGAUACCCAGGGAUCCUUGGAAUAUUUGGACCUCAGGGACCUCCUGGGGACAUGGGUCCAAAGGGCGUCCGAGGGCCUAAAGGGCCACAGGGCGGCGUGGGGCGAAUUGGGGCGAUGGGUCCUAUGGGAGCCAUAGGCCCUCUUGGUAAUCCUGGUAUAAAAGGAGAUAAGGGAAACGGCGGGGAGAAUGGUGUGCGAGGACCAAGGGGUGCAGCGGGGCCUCGUGGACCACCUGGACCUCCAGGUCCUCCCAGUGUGCCCCCAUCUUUUAAGCAGAACGACUUUGCAGCUCUGCAGGUGUUCAUCGAUUCACACACUCCUCAUAAGAGAGAGACAGGAGUGAUGCUGGAUGAGGCGGUGGGUCUGCUGGAGACCCUGCACGACCUCCUGUCCGCUGUGCACAGCCUUCAGAACCCAGAGGGCAGCCAGCGCAACCCGGCGCGCCUCUGCAGAGAUCUACACCACUGCCAACACUCACACACUCACGGCACUUACUGGAUCGAUCCAAAUUUGGGCUGCUCCUCCGACUCCAUACAGGUUACAUGCAAGAACGGACACACUUGCCUCAAACCAAUCACAGCAGCCAAGUUGGAGAUUAAUGUGGGGCGUGUCCAGCUGAACUUCCUCCAACUGCUGAGUCUGGGAGCGGAGCAGAGUCUAACGGUCCACUGCUUCAACAUCAGUGUGUGGAGCCCUGCCCAUGGGCUCCCACCUUCCCAGAGGUCUGUGCGCUUCAGAGGGUGGGAAGGGGCGAUGCUCGAGCCCACUGUGCUGGAGGACACCUGCUGGCAGAAGGAUGGGCAGUGGCAUCAAGUGCGUUUCCUGUUCCGAGUGACAGAUCCCGCCCUGCUACCCAUCACUCACAUCGCCAACCUGCCGGAGGCCACGCCUGCCUCCCGAUACCACCUGGAGGUCGGACCUGUGUGCUUCCUCUAGGCACGUGUGUGUUUGGGUUUGUUUGUGUGUCUGUGUGUGUGUGUGUGCGUGUGCUGCAGUGGUGGAAACCCUCCCCGCACCCCACCAAAGGAGCAAAGAGGCAAAGAUGACCUCCACUGUACACACCACCAGAAACACAUCAUCCUAUUGGACCAGUCUCCU